AGGGAGGCUAUUGAACAGCAUAAAGUCCUAAAAACCAAGCAGCUUACCAAAGUAGAAGUGAAAACUUUUAAUUUCAGGGGCUGCCAGCGUCACCACAGUAAUUCAAGCAGGGCUCGUAUGGGAAGAAAAUAGUUUUUCUAUAGUAGGGUUUUCAUGUCUUUUCAGUGGAGGACCACUUAACACAGGAGAACUGUGGGUACUAAUUACACUAUCAGCCGAAACAUGACCCGCUUCCUCUGGCGUGUCUGUGAUAGUGUGUCAUAAUUGACCAUUGUGUUGUUAAGAGUACUCGCCCCCUCUUACCACGAACAAUUAGCAUUGUCAUGGUUACAAGAGAUGGGAUCCCAGUGGAUGAUUCCUCGGUGAAACCAACUCACACACAUGAACGAACACCAAUUACUCAUCUGAGCUGCUCUCGACAAGGCACUCUGGGGCACAAGCAGCUUCUGAAAUAAUUUAGCUGUCAUUUUAGUAGAAGUGGAAACCUGUGUGUGUGCGUCUGAAGAAAUAAAACGGCUCCAGAGACAAGAUGCCCCUUAAAGCCGUCGUGUUGCUUCUAGCAGUGGUGUGUGUGUGGUGUGUAGAGGAGUGUGCGUGUUUUCCCAACGGCUCGGUGGCGUUCUCCUGUGGCAACAUGAUGCCUGUACAUCCACCUUUCAGCCCCUCCACCAGCAGCCCACCGUUCACACUGACUACAUCCAGCAGCACCUACACACCUGGCGGAGUCAUUUCAGUGACGGUGGAAGCGGUUCAGAACAGCUCCACAGAGUUCCAGGGUUUCCUGUUACAGGCCAGGAGCAGGGAGGGAAACGCUCUGCUAUGGCCUGUGGGAAAGUUCACCAACAUCGACACCACCCUGUUUACUGCACUGCACUGUAAAAACAUGAAGAACUCUACCGUCAGUCAGGCUUCAGGAGCUAAGAGGAAGAAAGUCCAGCUGACCUGGGAGGCACCUAGCAACAGUAACUAUGGAGAUAUCUACUUCAGUGUCAGUGUGGUCCAGGACUACACGACAUUCUGGGUCCAGCUGAACAGCAGCGCUCUGAGACUGGACAGCAGUGGGAACUCUGCAGCCGGAGUCUUUUCCCCCUCAGCUCUGCUCCUCAUCACUCUGCUGAGUCUUUCUGCCAACUCUUGACGCACACACACACAUGAAAUAGUUACGUGGGAUCCCUUUUCGACAACGUUUUUCCAGUCAGAACAAGCCACGCUAACUUAUCCAGUUAUGUCUUUUUGCACUGGCUGCUGUCCAGUGUUAUUUUCUUGUAGAGUUUAAACAGAAAACCUCAGUGUCGUGUUAGAGAAAAUCCUGUGUCUGUAAAACUGAAGCUCACCUCAAAAUGGAAGUGGAUGUGUGUGUGUUUUAAAUAAAUCAUAUUUAAAAAGCACAAACAAGUCGUAGAAGU
Molecule: messenger RNA, 1406 nt
Organism: Scatophagus argus
Lineage: Eukaryota; Metazoa; Chordata; Actinopteri; Scatophagidae
Product: putative ferric-chelate reductase 1
Exons: 7
Coding region: 530-1138 (202 amino acids)
Molecular function (GO): oxidoreductase activity, acting on metal ions
Source: RefSeq, a predicted model, not a curated record